CCUGGGGCUCUCUUCCCUUUCCAAUUUUUCCCUUGUAUUCUGUGUAUCUGUGCUUGGGUUUUCAGGCUUUUCCUUUAAUUUAACGCUUGAUGCCCGGUAUAUACGCAUAAUCUUUUCUUCUGCUACGGAUCUCGACUACCUGGCACACAGCCACCGUCUCCAGAGCUUCACGAACCGAUCCACACCUCACAACUUACGCAACCAUGCAUGCCUCACUAUGGCUGGUCUCAGCGCUCAGCGCCUCCGUCCUGGCUGCUCCCAAGUUUCCAGUGUUUAACACCAACACCGCCAUACCCGAAGGCCUAGAGGCCUUAUCGGACUACUUCAACCUGUUGGCGAGCAAGGUGCAACAGAACCGGCAUAACCAAGAAGCCCCGGCCUGCGACUUGUCCAAAAUACAGCAACCAACCGCCUCUCCACCCCUCCCACCAGUGGCGGCGGGUCUCCACCUGAAGCACAUCGCCAUCGGGCGCGGCACCCAAAACUACACCUGCGACGUCACCAACGCGACCGCGGCCCCGGUCGCCACAGGCGCAGUCGCCACCCUCUUCAACGCCUCGUGUCUCGCCUCCGCCCACCGGGACCUCUUCGGCACGCUCCCGCGCGCGUCGAUGCUGUUCAACCUAACCCUGCCGAGCGACAGCUCGGUGCAGCACCUGUUUCCCAGCAACCUCAACGUCAGCGGGCACCACUUCUUCAACGCCUCGGGCGUGCCCUUCUUCGACCUCGACACCGACCCGGACAUGCAGCUGGGCCGCCUGCCCUGCACCAAGAACGCCAGCAGCCCGGCCCCCGCCGACGCCGCCAGGGGCCAGAGGGGCGAGCCCGCCGUGCCGUGGCUGCAGCUCGUCGCCGCCGAGGGCGCCACCGGCGGGCUGCAGGAGGUCUACCGCCUCGGCACCGUGGGCGGGAGCGCCCCGGCCACGUGCGAGGGCAUGCCUGCUAACUUUGAGGUCCAGUAUUCUGCCGAAUACUGGUUCUACGAGGGGAAGCCCGAGACAGAGGACGUGUAGUUGCAUGACUUGA
Molecule: messenger RNA, 1026 nt
Organism: Phialemonium atrogriseum
Lineage: Eukaryota; Fungi; Ascomycota; Sordariomycetes; Cephalothecales; Cephalothecaceae
Product: malate dehydrogenase
Exons: 3
Coding region: 204-1013 (269 amino acids)
Source: RefSeq, a predicted model, not a curated record